This is a messenger RNA of Sorex fumeus (smoky shrew), 1909 nucleotides long. It is a transcript of the gene LMAN2L, whose product is annotated as lectin, mannose binding 2 like. The transcript has 9 exons. Lineage: Eukaryota; Metazoa; Chordata; Mammalia; Eulipotyphla; Soricidae. The record is from RefSeq and is a predicted model, not a curated record. Gene Ontology annotation, molecular function: D-mannose binding. Gene Ontology annotation, biological process: Golgi organization; endoplasmic reticulum to Golgi vesicle-mediated transport; endoplasmic reticulum organization. Gene Ontology annotation, cellular component: endoplasmic reticulum membrane; COPII-coated ER to Golgi transport vesicle; Golgi membrane. The coding region runs from base 11 to 1093 and encodes 360 amino acids.
GGUGGGAAAGAUGGCGGCGGCCCUGGGACCCUCUGGGUGGUGGCGGCGGUGGCGGCGGCGUUGGUCGACUCGGGAUGGGUUCAAGCUGCUGCUCCUCCUGCUGUUGCUGGGGUCUGGGCAGGGGCCGUGGCAAGUCGGGGCGGGCCAAACGUUCGAAUACCUGAAGCGGGAGCACUCGCUGUCGAAGCCCUAUCAGGGUGUGGGCACAGGCGGCUCCUCACUGUGGAAUCUGAUGGGCAAUGCCAUGGUGAUGACCCAGUAUGUCCGUCUUACCCCUGAUAUGCAAAGUAAACAGGGUGCCCUGUGGAACCGGGUGCCAUGUUUCCUGAGAGACUGGGAGCUGCAGGUGCACUUCAAAAUCCAUGGACAAGGGAAGAAGAACCUCCAUGGGGAUGGCUUGGCGAUCUGGUACACAAAGGAUCGAAUGCAGCCAGGGCCUGUGUUUGGAAACAUGGACAAAUUUGUGGGGCUGGGAGUAUUUGUAGACACCUAUCCCAAUGAGGAGAAGCAGCAAGAGGCCCAGAAGAGGCGGUAUUCUCCAGGAGUGCAGAGGGUGUUCCCCUACAUCUCAGCCAUGGUGAACAAUGGCUCCCUCAGCUAUGACCAUGAGCGGGAUGGGCGGCCUACAGAGUUGGGGGGCUGUACAGCCAUUGUCAGGAAUCUCCACUAUGACACCUUCCUUGUGAUCCGCUAUGUCAAGAGACAUUUGACGAUAAUGAUGGACAUUGAUGGCAAGCAUGAGUGGAGGGACUGCAUUGAGAUGCCAGGGGUUCGCCUGCCCCGGGGCUACUACUUUGGUGCCUCCUCCAUCACUGGGGAUCUCUCGGAUAAUCAUGACAUCAUUUCCCUGAAGUUGUUUGAGCUGACGGUGGAGAGAACCCCAGAAGAAGAGAAGCUGCAUCGAGAUGUAUUCUUGCCCUCAGUAGACAAUUUGAAGCUACCUCAUGAUCUGACAGCCCCUAUGCCUCCCCUAGGAGGGCUGGCUCUCUUCCUCAUCGUCUUUUUCUCUCUGGUGUUCUCUGUAUUUGCCAUUGUCAUUUGCAUCAUUCUCUACAACAAGUGGCAGGACCAGAGCCGAAAGCGUUUCUACUGAGCACACCUACUGCGGGGCCUCUGUGCAGAAGUCUAUAUGACCUCUGGUGUCUGGCCACUGUUCAGGGAUUGCUCUGUCAAUGUUGCCGAGAAGGCAGGGAUGCUGCAUCCCCAUGGGCUGUGGGACAUUAGACUCGGAUUCCGGAAACCCAGCCACCCCAGGGCAAUGCUGCUGUGCUGCCUUUCCUUGCAAUCCUUCCACUUGGGAAAGGAGAGGAAGGGGAGGAGAAAGGCUGGUGAAACGCCAGCAUCACAGAAAGAACCUCAGAGCUCAGGCUGCCUUGUUGAUGGGCUCCAAGGGCCUCUGAGCUCAGUUUUAAAUCUGCAAAGAGCAGAAUACCAGUGACCCUUGUCCAUGCUGGUUAAAUCUUCAUUGGUUUUUGCCUUUCGUCCAAAUCUCUGUUCACCCGAGAGGCUUUCUAUGGAGACCUGAAGAGGAACUUUCUUCCCUGCCUUGCCUUCCUUCUUCUUUCAUUGUCCUCCAACUGCAAGCUGAGCGGAAAAGACUUCCUAGUGGGGCCUUGGGUCCUAGCGCAAGCCCACACUUCACCUGUGCUUACCCGGUGGCCCCAGCACAGCGGCUCUCAGCUUUGCUCACUGCUCUCGCCUGUGUCCUAUGGUGCAGUUCCAGGCUCUCUCAUGCAGUCCUGCUGCCCCACAGGCCUGCAGCUCCUCCGUCAAGAGGAAGGAGCUACAAGUCAAGAGAAGUUUGGAAAUCUUGGGUUGCUUUGGGACCCCCGUUGAAAAUAACUGGCUCCAUAUCUCACCAAAAGGAACAGUCACCAUAUGUCUGACCAUGUGGAGAUUUUCUUUUGUG